AUGCCCGCGACGGCGACGCGUUCGUUCAGAUUAAACCCUAUAUGCAAGGUUGAUUCGAGCGUGGAGGUCUCGUCCAAGAAGUCGAGCCUGUCGGCUUUGGAGAUGCUCAAGAGCUCCGCUGCUAGUCGCUAUACGAAGGAAAGUAGCAGUAUCGUGGUCAUAGGGCUUAAUUACCAUGCAACACCCAUUGAGAUACGCGAGAAGCUCGCCAUCCCGGAAGAACAGUGGCCUAAAGCAAUUGGUGAACUAUGUGAUCUGAAUCAUAUAGAGGAAGCUGCUGUUCUCAGCACAUGUAACAGGAUGGAAAUAUAUGUUGUGGCUCUAUCUCGAAACCGUGGAGUUAAGGAAGUGAUGGAAUGGAUGUCUAAGAUAAGUUCGGUUCCAGUUACAGAGCUAUCCCAAUACAGAUUCUUGCUCUUCAACAAAGAUGCCGCCCAACAUCUAUUCGAGGUCUCCUCCGGGCUCGACUCCCUUGUCUUGGGAGAAGGCCAAAUCCUCUCUCAGGUCAAGCAAGUCGUGAAAACCGGGCAGAACGUCCCGGGCUUUGCACGCACGAUCCACGGGCUUUUCAACCACGCCAUAACCGUGGGAAAACGUGUUCGGACCGAAACCGGCAUCUCCACUGGCUCCGUAUCCGUCAGCUCGGCCGCAGUCGAGCUCGCCAUGUCCAAACUUCCGGAACAUUCAAGAAAAAUGCUCGUCGUGGGGGCCGGCAAAAUGGGAAAACUCGUCAUCAAACACUUGGCAGCCAAGGGAUGCCGGAAAGUAGUCGUCGUCAAUCGAACCGAGGAAAAAGUAGCCGCCCUACGAAAUGAGCUCAAAGACAUCGAGAUCGAGUACAGGCCCUUUUCGGACAUUUUACCGUGUGCAGCUGAAUCAGAUGUUGUUUUCACAUGUACUGCCUCUAAAAGACUCAUCUUUUCGAAGGAUGAUGUCCAAACGUUCAUGGGCCGGAAGCUGUUCGUUGAUAUAUCGGUUCCUCGCAAUGUGGGCCCAUGUGUAUCGGAAAUCGAGGGCGUGAAGCUUUACAAUGUGGAUGAUUUGAAGGAAGUUGUGGCUGCUACUAAAGAGGAUCGCUUGCAGAGGGCAAUGGAGGCUCGGGAUAUUAUCUUAGAAGAGGUGAUGAAGUUUGAGGAGUGGAAGGACUCUCUUGAAACGGUCCCGACUAUUAAGAAGCUACGGGCUUACGCCGAGAGGAUUCGAGCUUCUGAGCUCGAGAAGUUCGUUUCGAAAUUCGGGGAUGGGAUCACAACGGACCAAAAGAAGGCUGCAUACGAUUUCAGCAUGGGGCUCGUAAACAAGCUGCUCCAUGGGCCCAUGCAACAUUUGAGAUGUGAUGGUAAUGACGAGCGGGGUUUGAGGGAGAUAUUGGAAAAUAUGCACGCGCUUAACCGGGUGUUCGGCCUGGAUACAGAGGUGUCUGUUUUGGAGGAGAAAGUUCGGGCGAAGAUUGAGAAAAGCCGGAAAGGAGGUUCGUGA
Molecule: messenger RNA, 1479 nt
Organism: Striga hermonthica
Lineage: Eukaryota; Viridiplantae; Streptophyta; Magnoliopsida; Lamiales; Orobanchaceae
Source: the annotation of a GenBank genome assembly